GGCGCCGGGGCGGAAGAAGGUGCGGAGGUAAUUCUCUGGCUCGCUUCGCCUCUACUCUCCUUUCCCGACUGACGUUGGACAACAAAGAUGGCUGCAGGAACGAGCAAUUAUUGGGAAGAUCUCAGGAAACAAGCUCGACAGCUGGAAAAUGAACUUGACCUGAAACUAGUUUCCUUCAGUAAACUAUGUACAAGUUACAGUCACAGCAGUGCCCGAGAUGGAAGACGCGACAGGUAUAGCUCUGACACAACACCCCUUUUAAAUGGAUCAAGCCAAGACAGAAUGUUUGAAACAAUGGCAAUUGAGAUUGAACAGCUUUUGGCAAGGCUUACAGGAGUAAAUGAUAAAAUGGCAGAAUAUACCAACAGUGCAGGUGUCCCGUCUUUGAAUGCAGCACUGAUGCAUACAUUACAGAGACAUAGAGAUAUAUUGCAGGAUUAUACACAUGAAUUCCAUAAAACCAAAGCAAAUUUUGUGGCGAUACGGGAAAGGGAGAAUCUCAUGGGAUCAGUACGAAAGGAUAUUGAGUCAUAUAAAAGUGGGUCUGGAGUAAACAACAGAAGAACUGAACUAUUUUUGAAAGAACAUGACCACCUCCGAAACUCCGAUCGUCUGAUAGAAGAGACAAUAAGCAUUGCUAUGGCAACAAAAGAAAAUAUGACUUCCCAGAGAGGAAUGUUGAAGUCGAUUCAGAGCAAAAUGAAUACUUUGGCCAAUCGUUUUCCUGCUGUGAACAGCCUGAUCCAGCGGAUCAAUCUUAGGAAGCGGCGAGACUCCCUCAUCCUGGGCGGUGUUAUUGGUGUCUGUACCAUCCUGUUGCUGCUGUAUGCUUUCCAUUGAUGGAAUGUCUCCGGGGACUCUUGACAGCCACCACUUUCACACCCUGAUCUGGGAUAAGGAAAAGUAGGAAGGAGAAGUUGAUUGUCCUGAUGAUUAGCCUGACCAGCAGGAUUAAUUCAUGACUGAUAGCUCUGGACUCUGUCACGUGGUCAGGUUGAGCUGAAGCCACAGUUUUUCUGUGCUCUCUUUUCUAACACACAUUUCCUUCUGUUUUUAGUUUAAAAAAAAAAAGUUUUCAGUUGCUUUUGUCCUCCCAGGAGGUAAGUAAACCAAUCAGAAACAGAGUUUCUGUGCUUCAGUAAUAGUGGUGAAGGCUUAUGACAAGCCAGGUCUUAUAGCUGGACUCCUCAGAAAACCAGGUUUCUCUGUAUCCAAAGACUGCUUUCCUUUUAGCCCCCAGGUUGGGUUGUGAAUAAAAAUAGUUCUUGUCCUUUUAUUUUACACUCACGAUGAGAAAUCACAAGUCAUUUCUUGAUAAGCUGUGCUAUACAUUUCUACUCUGCGUCCCUGUUUUGGUAUUCAAGGAAAAUUACAUUUUUCACAGAUUCUUUGAGAUGCCAGCAGGUCAACUUCAACACAGUUGAGGUUGUCUGAAACAGAAGACAAACACUGCAAAAAAGCUUUUUUUUUCUUUUUGUAAAUUGUAUGCACACUAGGGUUGACUGUAUUACUGGAAAAGCAUCAAGAAUAACAGGCUUUUUUUUUUUGUCAUUGUUUUGAUUUUUUGUUUACUUCUUCCAUUGGAUUAAUAUUUCCUACUACAAGUAAAUGGAAUUUCGGUUCUACCAUUAUAAAAGUAACUAAUAGCCAGUGUCUGUCAUUGCCCCCACCAGUUCCUCAUCAUGUCAGGAUUAACCCUGAGUGAGAGGACUGCUCAGUUUUCAGUGAGAUCUGUUCAACAAGCCACAUGUAAAAAGACAUUGAUUUGCGGGGUCACCAUCCAGAUAACUCCAUUUAUAAAUGCUCCAUGAUCUAGGAGCAAAAGUUUGAGAACUACUGCCUGAUGUAUUAGGAAUUCUGAGUUUUAUGAAAACCUAUUUACUCCAAAUCUGUUUUCUCCAAACAUCCAGAGAAUGGUUUUACUGUUGAAGGUGCUUGUGACAGAAUCGCCCUCUGCACCUGUCUUCUAUCAUCUGGACAGUGACAAAAUUUUAAACCACCCACCAGAAUUCCUUUCAGGUUUAACCAUUUCUCCGUUUCUGUAAAUGUAUGACUUGUCUAACUGAACUACCACAAAUAGCUUGAAGACUUCAACAUCUACACUCCUCACCAAGAAAGAAGGUUGCUCUUCACCAUUGGAAUUGACUCUGGUACUUACGGUAUUGGCUUCCUACUGUGGCACAGGGAAUAAAAGGCUAUUAGCAUAUGGUUCUUAACUGCAUUACAGUGUGUGGGUGAUGACAUUCAGAUGAACUUAAUACACAGGCUGAUGGCUAUGCUAACCCCUGGUCUGGUACAGAAACAGAGGUUUUUCCUUCUGGUGUCAAAGUUUUAUUAUGUCCUGUGUAUGAAAGGCAUUUGAUACGUUUUUUUUUUUUUUUUCAACUAUGGGGUUUAUUUUUCUAAAUAUGGGUUGAUUGAUCAGUUACUUGAUUGGGGAUGCCCUUAAAAGAAAGUAAGUUUUCCCAACGUGACCCUUAAAGGAUCAGAGAAGUUCAUUUGUUAAAUUCUCUGUUGGGAGAACAGAACUUCUCUCCCCUGACACUUUAUUAUUAUCUUUGAUUUUUCAAAGGGCCUUGAUUGGUGGUUGUGCCUCAGCUAGAAUUUAUGGGACUUUCGUUGCUAUAUGGUUGGCAUUUAUAAAAUCUGAAGUAUCAUAAAUAAAGUUAUUUAUUUAAUUAUA
Molecule: messenger RNA, 2683 nt
Organism: Zalophus californianus (California sea lion)
Lineage: Eukaryota; Metazoa; Chordata; Mammalia; Carnivora; Otariidae
Gene: GOSR1
Product: golgi SNAP receptor complex member 1
Exons: 9
Coding region: 88-840 (250 amino acids)
Biological process (GO): endoplasmic reticulum to Golgi vesicle-mediated transport; vesicle fusion
Cellular component (GO): cis-Golgi network; SNARE complex; Golgi membrane
Molecular function (GO): SNAP receptor activity
Source: RefSeq, a predicted model, not a curated record